Molecule: messenger RNA, 2985 nt
Organism: Puccinia triticina
Lineage: Eukaryota; Fungi; Basidiomycota; Pucciniomycetes; Pucciniales; Pucciniaceae
Exons: 10
Coding region: 1-2985 (994 amino acids)
Source: RefSeq, a predicted model, not a curated record
AUGGCUUUUAGCGACCUCACGUUCCCAAAUACCACUGAUCCGGUCGCCUUAGCCAUUUACUACCAAACACAUCCUCUACCUCAAACCUUCAAUGCCGGCAUCGUCGUCGCUUCGAUUGUUGCCUCCUUCUUGGGCGCCGAGACUACCCUCCUGCUGCUCUCGCGCCGGACUUCGACGGCCGGCGCACGGAAUUGGGGCAUUCUUGUUUUGGCCGCAACAACCAUGGGCAGCGUGGGAAUAUGGGGCAUGCAUUUUAUUGGCAUGAACUUCUCCUUGACCCCAGCUCCCGGAAUCGACUGGUAUAUCCAGUUCUCCCCCGCAUUCACAGUCUUGUCUUUGUUUGUGCCCAUGUUCUCCCUGGUAUUUGCUUUCGUCUUCAUCGGCGCCGGCCCCGAAUCACUUCCGGUGAAUGACCGUGAUGAAGGAGUAGAGGCGAAAAUAGAAAGCAUAUAUCCUGCCGAUGCCGGCUUCAUCCAGCGCUCACUGUGGCCUCUCAAAGAAUGCUUACGGCGACGCACAUCAGAGGAGCUUCUCAGCCUACGGAUCGUCGUUGGCGGUCUUAUUGUUGGCGGAACCGUGGCGCUCAUGCACUACUCCGCUGGAUUCUCGUCCUCCUUCGAGCGCGAAUAUGAUCUACCUCACCUGGUGUUUUCGAUUGUGCUGGCUUGCGUUGCCUCGACUCUAUCCCUGCUUGUUUUCUUUCGAUUCCAAGCCCAAUGGCAUGCCAAUUGGUGGAAAAAGAUGGUCUGCGCCCUAGGCCUCGCUGCUGGAGUUUCGGGAAUGCACUACCUUGGUCUUGUUGGAACUCGUUGGUAUGUGCCACGUGGCAAGACAGAGGGGUUCGUUCAGGGCAAAAAAACAUCGACUGUUCUUACAAUUGCCAUUAGCGUCAUGUGCUUCGGGGUCUGUGUCAUCUCGUUCAUCAUCGUAUUUUCCGAUUUCCUCGUUACCCGGGAAAGUCGUCGAAAAGCCAGGAGAGUUACUAUUGCGUCGGCCACCUUUGACAAGUCAGGCCGAGUGCUAGUGAACCCAGAUGGCAUGUUACCCAUGGGUGAAGUCGAAACAGACUUCCCGCUCAAAGAUAUCAUGGAAGAACUUAACUUCAGACAACCAACGUUCCAAUGGCUAUACUCCCUUUCAUGGGACUGGACCAUCCUCGACCCCUUUCUUCCUCGCAUGGCCGCACGAGCCCUGGGUCUCACCUCGUUUGUCCCACCCCCUGUCGCCAGCAGCGCGCCGCGGAUCUUCAGGAGCCGCAAGGAACCGGGCUCCUCAUACACAUCGUCGAAGAACGCUGCGCAGCUCGCGCUUUUCAAGGAUCGCUGUCUCGAAACCACUCAGUCCUUGGCCAACCAGAUUGGCCUGCCGGUUAGCGACAUGGGAGUGUUGUUUGACAAUGUUCUCCGUACCGGCACGCGAACGGCCCCUGCUACGGGCGAGAAAGCCGAAUGCAAGCUUCCGAACGAUGAAGAGUCUUCGAUAUACAGUGUUGCUGUGCGCGCGACACCUCAGCAGGGUGUCAUGCUCUUCUUGGUCCGUGAGCUCAGUGGUGAAGGCCCGGACACGAUGGAAAACUACCUCAAGCGCGGAUACCGGUUCACGGACACCCGAUGGUUUUCGCCCGUCCUUGCCGACAGGGCUGCGGUCGACAAAGACGAAAGUGAUGGUCUGCUCAAUCAACUCAAGCUAUAUGCCAAGCGUGGCACCAAGCCCUGUGUUCGUAGCGGCGGGAUCUACGUCGGCUUCUUUGCCGUCCGCCCGUCGAUCUCGCGGGAAGGUGGGAUCGACACUCUAGUUUACCAAUUCGCCAGACACCAAAUCCCUGCCUACAGGCUCCCCGACGUCGACGGGAUCACUGAUGAGAUGCGCACAUGGAUUGGAACCAUGGCUGGCUGUAAAAUGGCCGACUUGAGUUCCAUUUGCGCCAACGAAGUGGAUACCAGUCUUCCCCCACCGAGUGGAAAACUCGCCGAGGAAAUGUGGAUCUUCAAAUCGAGUCUGACUCUUGCCAUGGAUGCUAUGGCUGCAAACCUCAAGAUGUUUCCCGAUCUGCCAUCACAAUCAGUCCUAUCAGCAGAGAUAAUUGAUGUCCCGUCUUCCCAGGACGACUCCACACAGACCGCCAGCAUGAUCGUUUUCCAAGCCACCUUCCCCGCACCCACCAGGCACGGAGAAGAGCUCCCCGGUUUGAGCAUCCAAAACGAAGCCGCGGGGGCGUACAAACAGCAAAACCCAGCCCCAACCUUCGUCUUUGUGCCCUACACGCUCUUCAGCAAGACCCAGAUGAUGAUGCUUCGAGGCAACCAAGCCCGGAAGUUUGCCCGAGAGUGUCGGGCUGAGCUGGCCAAGCGGUUCCCCGGCCCAGUCGGCACCCUCAAGGCCUCGAUGUCUCCGCAGAUCUACGGCGAAUCGUCGUAUCUCGCCGCCGGCGAAAAGGGCCUGGUGACGCCGCCGCAGAAGUACAACUGGCUCACCGACGUCUCGCCCUCCCAGCAGACCGACUUCGGCGAGGGAGGCCCGCUCGGCGAAGACAGCGAGCUCACCCAAACGCCCGCCCAGCUCGAGGCGACGAAAGCCCGAUACAGCAGCCCAGACAGCGUCCCGAAGAUGUGCCAAGUUACCAUCAAAGCUCCGCUCGGAACCCCCAAAAGAGCCCAGGCCAACGCGCUCCUUCAGCAGGCCUGGCGGACACCUGAAUACGAAGCCUCGCUCGCCCCGGCCUACUCUCCUACAGGGGUCGAGAAUCAGUGGGUCCCAGGACACGAAGCCCCCGACGCUCGCCACACGGAUACUCCGACCAUUAACACCACGGCUCAGCUCAAUGUGCCCCUAGCGUCCACGCCCGCUGGCUCAGACGCCAGCAGAACGCGCGCCCAGCCGUUAGCCAUUACAGCAAGACUGAGAUCCGAUGAUUGGCCUACCCGUUGUCUCCACGGACUGGAGCAGAGCGAAGCCGGCCAAGUCCUCCUCGGAGUCGACUGGUAA